This is a messenger RNA of Tribolium castaneum (red flour beetle), 2321 nucleotides long. RefSeq names its product DNA polymerase iota (gene PolI). Bases 666 to 2279 code for a protein of 537 amino acids. Gene Ontology annotation, biological process: translesion synthesis. The record is from RefSeq and is a predicted model, not a curated record. Gene Ontology annotation, molecular function: damaged DNA binding; DNA-directed DNA polymerase activity. The transcript has a single exon. Lineage: Eukaryota; Metazoa; Arthropoda; Insecta; Coleoptera; Tenebrionidae.
CCCCCAAGCCCAAAAGGCCCGCUACAAACCCCAAUCUCAAAGUAGAUAAGCUGGGGUCAAAGAUUGUGUGAUGCCAAAAUUUGCACCCGAAAGAUUAUGAGUACCAGCAAAUUGAGAAUUUAAUUACUAACGAGUCAAUGUUGACUCUAUUUGCCGUUAUAACUUCGAUUUUCGCUUAUUUGGUACCAAUAAGGGCCACAGGUAUGGCCAAGGUGUGAGCUUCCCAAACGCAAAAUAUGCCUCGUGUUCUACCGACGAUAUUUACCAUAAUGUGAUGAUUAUGGCCAAUGUGUUAGUUGCUAAUGUUUGUGAUGGUGGUGAAAAUAUGCACUUGCCUCCGCUUGGGUUCGACCCGUGCCAAAAGCCUGGCGGAGUUGUGAUCGUCAAGUACGAGGAUAACGAGUUUUAUCCUGCCUAUAAUUUAUACUAUCACAUUGGUAAAAACUACGAUGGAGAUGACUGUUGUGAAAUAAAACUUUUCUUAAUUGUUGAAAUUGUUCAGAAGUUUUUAUUUGCUAAGUUUGGGAUUGGUAGCCUUGUAAUUUUUGAAUAAGCCGCCUAAUUGGUGCAUUGUGAUUGGCCAAGUCAUCUCAAAUGCCAAAUCAGUAGAAAUAAACAUAACCUCACUAAAGUUGCAAGAGUUCUUUUAUCAGUAUUUAAAAACAAUGUCUUUUGAGAUGGACCAUUCCCGUACUAUAAUUCACAUCGAUUUGGACUGUUUUUACGCGCAAGUGGAAAUGAACAAAAACCCCAGCCUCCGAACGGUCCCGCUAGGAAUACAGCAGAAAAACAUUGUCGUCACUAGCAAUUACACAGCCCGUGAAUUUGGCAUAAAAAAGUGCAUGUUAAUCCCCGAGGCGAAAAAACUGUGCCCUAGCCUCGUGCUAGUCAACGGCGAGGAUUUACACGACUAUCGCCAGACCUCCUACAAAGUAACCAAUCUGUUGCAAAAGUACACCCCUCUGGUGGAACGCCUAGGUCUUGAUGAGAAUUAUCUGGACGUGACGACGCUAAUAAACGAGAAAUUGAACCAAAAAAGUGAUCUCAAGCUUGUGGGAAAUGUGUUUGGAGACACAAGUGAUAAGUGUGAGUGUGGCUGCACGGAGCGCCUGAUCAUUGCCACAACAGUGGCUCAGGAAAUCCGCGACGUUAUUAAAUCGGAACUCAACCUCACGUCCUGUGCAGGAAUCGCCCAUAACAAACUUUUAGCAAAAAUUGCAGGAGCGCGCCACAAACCAAACCAACAAACUGUUGUUUUCCCAAAUAGUGCGUUAGAAUUGAUUCUUAGCCUAAACGCACCGAACGAUAUCCCGGGAAUUGGCAGAGCGUUGUUUGAACAAUUAAAAUGCAUAGGGGUUGAAACAAUUGAGGAGCUACAAAAUGUUGAUCUCAAGAGACUUGAAACCGUUUUAGGGCAAGAUAAAGCUAAGUUAGUUCAUGAGUUAAGUUUGGGUAUCGAUAAAAGUGGGGUCAAGCCGACGGGGAAGCCCCAAAGCAUUGGUUUAGAAGACAGUUGUAGGUCAAUUUCUGUAGAAACCGAAGUGAAAAUAAAAUUAGAACAGUUGUUAAACCGUCUCUUGCUUCUGGUGGAAGAGGAUGGGCGUGUCCCCAAAACCAUAAAACUAACAGUCCGGAAGUUCAACAAAGACAACAAGAUGAGCCACCGAGAGACGCGCCAAUGCAACGUCAAUCCCUCGAUUUUCUCCUCAAACCAACCAAACAAAGAAGCCAAAAUCAUGACCACGAUCAUGCACCUUUUCAACCGAAUAAUCGACGUCAAAAAACCCUACCACAUCACAUUACUUGGCCUCUCUUUCACGAAGUUCCAGGAGCCCCCGAAAAACACGCUCGCUUCGUUCCUGCGCAAGGACCUUGAAGUCCAGUCAGUGCUGAGUAUAGAGAACCAGAACGGUGUCGAAGACGCCGAAAGUCCCGUCCCUUCAACCUCGAAGUUGGCACCAACGGAGGGGGAAUCACCCACACCCUCACCGAAAAAACUAAAGUUGACAAAUCUCGUGUCGAAGAAGCGCUGUUUUGAGGACUAUUACGAAGACUGCGAGAGUCCCUCAAAGUUGAAGGUUGCGGAUUUGUGCUUGGAUUCGGUGUCGUGCCCCCCUGAUGCCGACAAGGAGGUGUUCAAGGAGCUGCCGAAGGAGGUGCAAAAGGAGCUGUGGGAGGAUUACAAGAGGAGGAGGGCCAGUGAGAUGAAUUUUUGCAGCAGUCAAGUGAAGAAAACCAAGCCCAACACGUUGCUUAAUUAUUUUAUCCGGAAUAACUGAUGGUUUUGUAGAUUUUUUUCAUUAAAUAUGUUUUAAUAAAAA